This is a messenger RNA of Zeugodacus cucurbitae (melon fly), 2837 nucleotides long. RefSeq lists its product as uncharacterized. NCBI's taxonomy places the organism in Eukaryota, Metazoa, Arthropoda, Insecta, Diptera, Tephritidae. The record is from RefSeq and is a predicted model, not a curated record.
AUUAGCAAUCUAUCACAUGAUAGUUGUCUCGCUUAUACCUACAUUUUUAUUUUUGGUUUUUGUAUUACUGAUUUUUUUUGUUGUCAAAUGACACAUUUCACAAUUAUCAUUAUCACAGUGGUAAAUUACCUUUCAGCGAAGAACGUAUAAUAUAAUAUAAUUAAAAGUUCUCUGCUUUCAAAGUGAACUCAUCGGUUUCUUUACAAGAAGCAAAUCACCAAAAGAAUUUUAUACUACAUCAUGGAGACCGCGAAUAAAGAUAGUGUUAAGGAGUAUCCGGUUACCUCAAAGCUAGAUUUGCUAAAUGUUAUGUGUUCAAUUUGUCACGAUGUUUAUAAAAAUACGGAUCAAAUAUCCUACACAAGCUGUGGUCAUAUAUUUCACAAAAAGUGUUUAUUUAUGGCAUUUAAAAAAUCAAAAACAUUUCCCGAAUGUCAUCGCCCAUCUGGAAAUAAAAGAGUACACCCUAUAUUCCUCUAUUUUGGUCAAAGUACAGAAAUGGAUUUGAAAUGGAUGAAAUCCUACGCGAAUUUGCCUAUUUGGACACCAUUACACCAUUUAGAAUUGAAUGGUUCGGCCCCACUGUCUCCAUCAAAGCUAGAUAAAGCCAUUCAAGCUGGUACAGAUACCGAAGGUAAUCCAACCUAUGUGGCUCGUGUUUAUUUCCAGAAUGACGUUUUGCCAGCCGGAUAUGUACCAGCUAAAGGAGUUGCAUAUGCGUCCUAUGGUUGUAAAGGCUAUACAUUUAGUGAAAAUAUCGAAUUAUUGAAUAACUUUACACACAAAUCUGCCAAUUCAAAUGCACAAGUACCGGAAAGAGCUGUAGUGGGCGGAUUUUCUGAGCUUGGUGAGGAUUUGUAUGUAGCACGAGCACAAUAUAAUGGCAAAACACUACUGGGCAAACUGCAAGUUACUCACGGCAAAAUGUAUAUGCCAUACGAUGGAAUUGAAGUUGAAUCUGAUGAAUAUGAAGUAUUGGUGCGAAUAAAGGUCACUGACCGAAGAAUUGGCGAAAAAAAUAAUGACUCAUAUCGAAUUUUAUACUCCAUCAUGGAGGCCGCGAAUAAAGAUAGUGUUAAGGAGGAUUCGGUUACCACAAAGCCAGAUUCGUUAAAUGUUAUGUGUUCAAUUUGUUACGAUUUUUAUAAAAACACGGAUCAUAUCUUUUCCACAACCUGUGGUCAUAUAUUUCACAAGAAAUGUUUAUUAAUGGCAUUUAAAAAUUCAAAUACCUGUCCUGAAUGUCGUCGUCCAUCUGGAAAGAACAGAGUGCAUCCCAUAUUCCUCAAUUUUGGUGAAUGUAGCGAAAUGGAUAUAAAAUGGAUGGAAUCUAGUGCUGUUGAUGCCUAUGCAAAUAUGCCUAUUUGGACACCAUUAUACCAAUUAGAAUGGGGUGGUUCGGCCCCACUGGCUCCACCAGAGCCAGAUGAAGCCAUACAAGCAGGAACAGACACCGAAGGCAAUCCAACAUAUGUGGCUCGUGUUUAUUUCCAAGAUGACCUUCUGCCAGCCGGAUAUGUACCAGCUAAAGGAGUUGCAUAUGCGUCCUACGGUUGUAAUGGUUAUACACUUAGUGAAAAUAUCGAAUUAUUGAAUAAUUUUACACACAAAUGGGUAGCUGAUACAAUGGGACAUGUACCGGAAGGAGCUGUAGUGGGUGGAUAUUCUGAGCUUGGUGAGGAUUUGUAUGUAGCACGAGCACAAUAUAAUGACAAAACGCUGCUGGGCAAGUCACACAUCAUGGAGACCGGGAAUAAAGAUAGUGUUAAGGAGGAUUCGGUUUCCACAAAGCCGUAUUCGCGAUAUGUUAUGUGUUCAAUUUGUUACGAUUUUUAUAAAAACACGGAUCAUAUCUUCUCCACAACCUGUGGUCAUAUAUUUCACAAGAAAUGUUUAUUAAUGGCAUUUAAAAAUUCAAAUACCUGUCCUGAAUGUCUUCGUCCAUCUGGAAAGAACAGAGUGCAUCCCAUAUUCCUUAAUUUUGGCGAACGUAGCGAAAUGAAUAUAAAAUGGAUGAAAUCUAGUGCUCUUGAUGCCUAUGCAAAUAUGCCUAUUUGGACACCAUUAUACCAAUUAGAAUGGGGUGGUUCGUCUCCACUGUCUCCACCAGAGUCAGAUGAAGUCAUACAAGCAGGAACAGACACCGAAGGCAAUCCAACAUAUGUGGCACGUGUUUCUUUCCGGGAUGACCUUCUGCCAGCCGGAUAUGUACCAGCUAAAGGAAUUGCAUAUGCCUCCCAUGGUUGUAAUGGCUAUACACUUAGUGAAAAUAUCGAAUUAUUGAAAAAUUUUACACACAAAUGGGUAGCUGAUUCAAUGGGACAUGUACCGGAAGGAGCUGUAGUGGGCGGAUAUUCUGAGCUUGGUGAGGAUUUGUAUGUAGCACGAGCACAAUAUAAUGACAAAACACUGUUGGGCAAGGUACACCCUUCUCACAGGGUAUUGUAUAUGCCAUACGAUGGAAUUGAAGUACAUUCAACUGAAUAUGAAGUAUUGGUGCAAGAAAAGGUCACUGUGCAAGGAAAUGGCGAAAAAAAUAAUGAAUCAUAAACAGAAAUCAGUAAAUUUUCAAUCAAGCACUUGACUCUACAUCAUAUACACAUUUAUAUUAUUAUCAUUAUAUUUUUAUUAUAAUUAACCAGUGAUCCAGCGGAACAAAUUCAAAAAGUACCUAUACUCGCCUAAACAAUUUGUUUAACAAAUAUAAAAGUCAUAAAUUAUAUAAAGUAAUACUAAUACUGAAUCCUUCAAAAUGUACUUAUUGUAUUACAACAUUUUGUUUAUUUAAACAUUAUGUAAAUAUAUAAUUUUUUAUUAAAUAUACAUUUUUAACCACA